AUGACUCGCAAGGUCCUCGCGCUCGUGCCAUCGGCGCUGCCGUCAAGCGCUGACCUACAGCGCUUCCAUCCAGACGCAGCCGAUACUCCACUCUUGUCGAUCGUGCUCUGGACCUCUCUCUCUACCGGUUUGGUGACACGCACGCGGCAAUUCGCUUUGGACAAGGACAAGCGGAACCUACUGGAGCUCCAGCGCGUACGGCCCGUGGACGGCGCGCGCAGCUGGUUCGUGGGCAACGCCGUGCUGCAGGACGGCGGAGUAACUGUCUUUUCGCCUGUGGACGCACUUUUCGUACUGCUGGAUGCUGCGUGGCCUCAGCGUGCGAGGUUUUCGUCCGUGUAUGACCUGCUGGCGACAGCGGGCAACACGUGGUUGCUGCAGCUCUCAACGCUGCGUGAAUUGAUCGAGUGCAUUUGUGACGUGCAGGACAUCGAAGGCGACGAUGGGGUGGAAAACCUCUUUGUGAAGAUUGAGGAGAACAAGGUGAUGCCGUGGCUGCGGACGAAAGUGGAGAGAGUGGCCAAGGUGCUGCUGAAACAGGAGCAAGACAGCGCAGCGAAAGCUGCGACGACUGCAGCGUUUAACGAGCAGGUGAAUAUACUAAGUCACCGUGUUUUGGACGAGACGAUGCAAGAAGAGACGAUACAGGACGAGGGUGGAGACGUUGCUCGACACCAUCGACAUGCGAUUGAUGUGGUGGGCAACUACCUCGCGGAUGAAUGGAUUGACGUGCUCUGCAGCGAAUUCGGGGUAGAGAAGGAGAAAGAGGUCAAGACUGUUGCAAAGGCUGAAGCUGGACCGAUUGACACAUUCCAGCGGUUCGAUCGACGUCGGGUACCAGAGAACGGAGCGAAGCGGCCAACAUCGAUCGGUGCUGCCAGUGUCAAGAAGAAAAGCAAGCUGGAUAACGUGGAUCGCUCUGGGAUGAAAUCGCUCAUGUCAUUCUUUGGCAAAAAGUAG
Messenger RNA from Hyaloperonospora brassicae, 960 nucleotides. Lineage: Eukaryota; Oomycota; Peronosporomycetes; Peronosporales; Peronosporaceae. The record is from the annotation of a GenBank genome assembly.